AUGCAGACUGCUUCUACAAACAUUUGUGAAAGACUGUGCAAUAAGUUCAUCCAUAAAAUUUCCUUACUAAAUAUUCCACGGUCAACUGUUAGUAGUAUUAUAAAAAGGGGAAACAACUGGAAACAACAGCAACUCAGCCACCAAGUGGUAGGCCAUGUAAAAUGACAGAGCGGGGUCAGCGCAUGUUAAAGCACACAGUGCGCAGAAGUCGCCAACUAUCUGCAGAGUCAAUAGCUAAAGACCUCCAAACUUUGUAUGGCCUUCAGAUUAGCACAACAACAGUGCAUAUAAAGGUUCAUGGAAUGGGUUUCAAUGGCCGAGCAGCUGCAUCCAAGCCUUACAUAAUCACCAAGUGCAAUGCAAAGCCUUGGAUGCAGUGGUGUAAAGCAUGCCGUCACUGGAUUCUA
This is a messenger RNA of Staurois parvus, 407 nucleotides long. The record is from the annotation of a GenBank genome assembly. NCBI's taxonomy places the organism in Eukaryota, Metazoa, Chordata, Amphibia, Anura, Ranidae.